CCAAAUGACGGCUACAGCGCGGUUGUCCAGUUCUGGGAGGGUCAGAUUGGCACUGAUCAUCAGAUGAUCAGUGCCCAGCAGUGCCACCCACCAGUGCCCAACAGUGCCUCCCGCCAGUGCCCCUCAGUGCCACCCAUCAGUGCUCUUCAGUGCCCUGAUGAUCAGUGUAGCCCCAUCAGUGCCAUCUGUCAGUGUCCACCAAUGCCACCUGUCAUUGCCCAUCAAUGCCACCUGUCAGUGCCCAUCAGUGCACAUCAAUGCCACAUAUCAGCGCCUACCAGUGCAUAAUCAAUGCCACAUAUCAGUGCCCAUCUGUGUUGCCUUUUAGUGCGAACUAUCAGUGCCUAUCAGUGCCAGUCAGUGCUACCCAUCAGUGCCAGUCAGUGCUGCCUAUAAGUGCUGCCAAUCAGUGCCACAUAGUGCCAGUCAGUGCCACUUAUCAGUGUCCAUCCUGCCACCUGUCAGUGCCACCUAACAGUUCCAGUCAGUGCCACCUAUCAGUGCCAGUCAGUGCUGCCUAUCAGUGCCAUAUAUGAGUACUGCCUUUCAGUGCCCAUCAGUGAUGUCUGUGAAUGCCCACCAGUGAUG
Molecule: messenger RNA, 588 nt
Organism: Staurois parvus
Lineage: Eukaryota; Metazoa; Chordata; Amphibia; Anura; Ranidae
Source: the annotation of a GenBank genome assembly